This is a messenger RNA of Lingula anatina, 9648 nucleotides long. RefSeq names its product papilin. Gene Ontology annotation, cellular component: extracellular region. Gene Ontology annotation, biological process: extracellular matrix organization. The record is from RefSeq and is a predicted model, not a curated record. Gene Ontology annotation, molecular function: serine-type endopeptidase inhibitor activity. Lineage: Eukaryota; Metazoa; Brachiopoda; Lingulata; Lingulida; Lingulidae.
CAGGCCAGAGCCAAAAUUGCACUGUGCUCUGUGACUUUUGAGAUGCCCCCCUGAAAAGUGUGGCUUCAUGUGUGCAUAAUGAAGUCAUUGUAGAGUACUGAAGCAGACAGAGUCUAGGUGUUGGUUCCUCUGAGACCAUACUAGGGUGAGACAGGAGAGGAGAUAGGAGCCCAGACGGGAGCUGGAACUAACUGGAUAUAUAUAUUUAUAUAUUGGGAAACUUAACUUCCGUAGAAUAAGCAACAGAGAGACAUCCAUAAUGUUCAGCCCCAGCCGUGGAUGGCUGUCUCCUCUACUGGUGUGGAGUACGGGUAUUCUAGCUGUCAUAAACACAUUCCCUGGAGGUAUAGAGGCCAGAGCUACCUGGGGACCUUGGGAGGAAAGUAGUGAGUGCUCCAGAAGUUGUGGACUUGGAGUGGCAUUCCAGGAAAGAGUUUGUUUACAUACAGGGGAAGAUGACAACAGUGACUGUGUUGGUCCAAAUAAAAUAUACAUGGCUUGUAAUAUACAGGACUGCCCGGAAUCCUCGCGGGAUUACAGACUAGAGCAGUGUGAGGUUUAUGAUAAUGUUCCUUUUGAGGGGAAAUACUAUCAAUGGGAGCCUUAUUAUGGUGCUCCUAACAAGUGUGAACUUAAUUGCAUUGCUAAGGGUGCUAAUUUUUAUGUGCGACACCGUCCUAAAGUAGAAGAUGGUACACAGUGCGGACCCAACACAAGGGAUGUUUGUGUAGAUGGAGUCUGCAAGAGUGUUGGCUGUGAUUUGAUGCUGGAGUCUGGUAUCAGUGAAGACAAAUGCAGGGAGUGUGGAGGAGAUGGAAGCACCUGUAAGACUGUCCAGGGAGUCUACCACACAGAGAACAUCAGGAUUGGUUAUAAUGAUUUCCUCUACCUACCUGCUGGGUCAACCAAUGUGCUGAUAGAAGAGACAGAACCUACUGGAAACUACCUCUCCCUGAGAAACAAAUCAGGCUCCUAUUAUUUAAAUGCUGGGCACAGGAUAGACUUCCCCAAGGACCUCCAGGUUGCUGGCACUGUGUUCAGUUAUAAAAGACAACCACACUACUUCCAGGCUCCAGAAUCUUUGUCUGCACUGGGACCUACAACUGAACCAGUUUAUAUUGUGUUAUUGUACCAAGGUUAUAAGGCCAGCAUCAAAUAUGAGUACUCAGUUCCAAUGGGAGCCAAGAGUACAGGAGUCACCGGGGAAUACACCUGGGGAACUGGAGAGUGGGGAGAAUGUUCAAAGAAAUGUGACACAGGAUAUCAAUUACGGAAUGCAACUUGCCAUAAGAUUACUAGUCGAGAACUGGUCCCACCCUACUUGUGUUCCUUCAUAGAGCAGCCAGUGGUGAACAGAACAUGUAAUACACAACGAUGUCCAUCAAGGUGGCAUGUAGGUCAAUGGAAUCCCUGUACUCAGACAUGUGAUGGGGGAUACCAGUUCCGUAAUGUAUUUUGUCAGAUGGUGGAUGAAGAUGGGGAUAAUCUCCCCGUGGUGCUAGAUGACAAAAGGUGCUAUGAGUCAGUGGGACGAAGACCCUCCUAUCAAAGGCAGUGCAAUACUGAUAUCCCUUGUCCAACAUGGCAGAUUGGCGAGUGGUCUUUGUGUAACACAGUGUGUGGUGAGGGCCAGAAGACAAGACAGGUGGUAUGUGUGGCACAGCAUGCCAUCCCUGGUGCAGUCAGCAGCAUGCUUCCCGACAACAUGUGCAACGAGUCUGCACGUCCGAACACGACAGAGGCAUGUUAUCAAGUGCCUUGUGAGGGAGUAGAGUGGGCAGUGUCUGAGUGGUCUCAGUGUGAAGGGGACUGUGGUAUGGGCAUGCAGUCCAGAGAGGUGAUGUGUGUAGAUAAGACAGGCAAGCACCAGGAUGAAGACCUCUGUGAUGCUGCAAGGAAGCCAGAUAGUUCUCGGCCAUGUCAGAACCAGGCCCUGUGUAGUCCUAUGUGGCAUGUGUCUGACUGGGCAAAGUGUUCUUCCAGCUGUGGUCAUGGUGUCCAGACACGGUCAGUGCGUUGUAUCAGGGUAGACCAUAGCACUGGAGACAGCCAGGAGGUCUCAGAUGAUGACUGUGACAUUGCCAAGAAGCCUGUUGAACAGCAGAAGUGCUCCAAGGGGCCGUGUGAUGCUAUGUGGUUCAGUGGGCCAUGGGAUAAGUGUUCCAUGCCCUGUGCUGGAGGCGUCAAAGGCAGGACAGUGAUAUGCUACUCCCCCAAGUUAAGCAAACAGGUGGAUGCUUCCUCUUGUAGCGGGCAACCUGAACCAUUUGCAAAGGAGGUCUGCAAUAUUUUACCUUGUUCUGUGGUUGGCUGCAAAGGGUCAAAAUAUGGCUGCUGUCCAGAUGAUGUGACAGAGGCAUUGGGGCCAGACUUUGAAGGUUGUGAGGAUGUUGAUGUUGUGGAACAAGUAGGCUGCCAGACAUCUGAAUUUGGCUGCUGUUUAGAUGGAGUGACUAGUGCCAAAGGUCCUUUUAUGAAGGGUUGCCCAAAGUUCACAUGCAAGGAAACCAAAUAUGGCUGCUGUUUGGAUGAAAUCACACCCAAAGAUAAUGCCAAGGGUGAUGGCUGCCCUCAGUCCACGCAGCAGGACUGUGGUAAUAUGGCGUAUGGUUGUUGUCCAGAUGGAGUGAUCCCAGCGCAAGGCUUGAACCAUUUUGGCUGCAGAAGGGAGAAGACUUAUGAAAAUGUGGAGUCAGGAAAGAAGCUGCGAGAAUUAGUUGUAACCAAACCAAGUUUGCUGAAUGGAUUUGAUGCAGAAGAUUUGUGUCCUAAUGGCGCUGGUUGUGAAGAUGGAUCAGGUGAAGUUGAAGAGUGUGAGAACACCAUUUAUGGUUGCUGUGAUGAUGGUGUCACAGCUGCUCAGGGACCACAGAGAGAGGGCUGCCUUACAGUGACUACAAUAAGAACACCCACUGGGAAGGAAAUAGAACAAACCACUAAGAAGAUUGCUGGACCCUAUGUUCCUACUGCACUAAAACCAACCCCAGGUGUGGAGGUCCUAACAACAGUAGAAACCAGCAUACCAGUGGCCACCACUCCACUGUCUGCCUCAACACCACUCCCACCAGAUGUCACUGAGGUGUUUACACCAGAUGGCAGCAGUGAGGCAGUGCCAGACACUGGCAGUAAUGAGGUUUUGGUGGGUGGCUGCCAAGGAACUCAGUUUGGUUGUUGUGAGGAUGGUGUAACAGCUGCUCUGGAUGAAGACAAACUUGGUUGUCCUGUGCUGGUUGGUGGCUGUGCAGGAACACAACAUGGCUGCUGUGCUGAUGGGGAAACUACUGCUCUUGGCCCAAAUAAGGCUGGAUGUCCAGAAACAAAACUUGUCGGUGGUUGUGCAGGCACCCAACAUGGCUGCUGUGCUGAUGGUGUGACAUCUGCAUUGGGACCAGAUAAGGCUGGGUGUCCUGAAGUGGAAAUUGUUGGUGGCUGUGCAGGUACUGAGCAUGGCUGCUGUGCUGAUGGCCUGAUGUUUGCCAGUGGACCAGAUCAAGAAGGUUGCCCCGAGAAGGAACUUGUUGGCGGCUGUCAAGGAACUCAGUUUGGUUGUUGUGAGGAUGGUAUAACAGCUGCUCUGGAUGAAGACAAACUUGGUUGUCCUGUGCUGGUUGGUGGCUGUGCAGGAACACAACAUGGCUGCUGUGCUGAUGGGGAAACUACUGCUCUUGGCCCAAAUAAGGCUGGAUGUCCAGAAACAAAACUUGUUGGUGGCUGUGCAGGAACCCAGCAUGGCUGCUGUGCUGAUGGUGUGACGUCUGCUAGAGGACCAGGCAAGGAAGGCUGUCCAGAGACACAGCCAGUCAUUGACAGCUCCAAUGAGGUGGCAGUGACACCUGCAGCAGUGAACUGCUCCCACACUUUCUUUGGCUGCUGCCCAGACCAGAAAACACCGUCACAGGGACCAGGCUUUGCUGGGUGCUUGCCUGAGGAAGACACCAGUUUACCAGGAUGUGACGUGACAUUCUAUGGAUGUUGUCCAGAUGGCGCCACUGCAGCUCAGGGCACACAGUUUGCUGGAUGUAUAGAUAGAGAUACAGUCCCAUGUGUGAGGAGUACAUUUGGUUGUUGUCCAAACAGUGUGGUGGCAGCAACAGGACCAGAUCUUGAGGGAUGUGAUGGCGUGCUGUAUGUUAAGGAUUUCUGUACCAUGCCUGGCCAGAUGGGCAAAUGUCGUAGAUUCAAGGUGAAGUGGUUCUUUGACACCACCUAUGGUGGCUGUAACAGGUUCUGGUAUGGCGGCUGUGAUGGCAACGACAAUCGCUUUGACUCCAGAGAACAGUGUCAGGAAGUGUGUGUUGAACCUCCAGGAGAAGGUGUUUGUCUGCUUCCUGUGGUACGAGGUGGGUGUCAGCAAAACUUGUCACGCUGGUACUUUGACCAGAAGACUAGGUCUUGUAAAACAUUCACAUAUGGUGGCUGUCUUGGUAAUAAGAACAACUUUGAGACUCGUGAUGCCUGUGAACAGUCGUGCAGGAAAUAUGUUGCUGUUGACACUUGUAAACUACCUGAAGUGACUGGUCCAUGCAAGGGUACCUUCAGGAGGUGGUACUUUGAUACCAGGACUGGCACCUGCUCCAAGUUUUUAUAUGGUGGCUGUUUUGGCAAUGAAAACAGGUUCCUAACAUCAGCUGACUGUGAAAGAAAAUGUCUGAAGAAGAUCAGGGAAGAGACAAAAGUCACACAUAAGAAACCUUCACAAGAAGUCUGCAGCCUACCCAAAGACCCUGGGCCAUGUAAAGAUCUGUUUAGAAAAUGGUACUUUGACCAGAGGGAUGGACAGUGCAAGCUGUUUGACUUUGGUGGAUGUUUUGGAAAUGGUAACAGAUUUGACACCCAAACUGAAUGCUUACAAAUAUGCUCUGGAGCAAAAUUACCUGUUCUAACACUGGACAAAUGCAGCCAACCUAAAAAGGUUGGUCCAUGUAAAGCUUUGGUGCCCCGUUGGUACUAUAACCAGGAGAUUAAGCUUUGUGAGCUGUUCCAAUAUGGCGGAUGCAAUGCCAACGAAAACAACUUCAAGUCAAAGGCUGAAUGUGAAAGUGAAUGUGUCAAAGUCACGCCAACUGCCAGUGCAAAGGUUCAAGAAGAUGGAGUCAUCACCAUAGACCGCUGUUUAUUGCCCAAGGACCCAGGACCAUGCUUGGCUAGCCUUAGUUACUGGGCAUACAAUGCCACCUGGGGGUAUUGUACACAGUUUGAGUAUGGUGGCUGUUUGGGUAACUCCAACCGUUUCCUUACCCAAGAAGAGUGCAUGGCUGAGUGUUCAACCAGGAUAGCAGAUAGACAGCUUGUAGGGCCUUCUUCAGAUGUGUGCCAGUUGCCCAAAGAUCAGGGUCCAUGCAGGGCCUUCUCACAGGUUUACUACUAUGACAGCAAGGAGGGCAAGUGUAAGCCUUUCUUCUAUGGUGGUUGUGGUGGCAACAGGAACAGUUUCCACACCAUAGAGGAGUGUGUUGAGAAAUGUGGUGGACCAACGGAGAGACCCAAUGGUGUGCCAGGGAUUGUGGUAGAGGAGACUUUGAUAACUCAACCAACACAACCAGAGACGGGUGUGCCCCUGCAGCCAGACCAACCUUCUGCAGAUAGAGGACAGGAAGCCUGUUUUGAACACAAAUCCCAUGGGCCAUGCCGGGGCUAUUUUCCAACCUGGUACUACGAUGCAGAAUCACGAGCUUGCCGCAGGUUUGUAUAUGGUGGCUGUAGAGGAAAUAACAAUCGGUUCCAGUCAUGGCAAGAGUGUGAGUUAUUCUGUCAAGAUGCCACACCACCACCCAGUACCGUGGCAACUACACAGCUUGUAAGGCCUGCUGUGGAAGUGACAACAGUGCCGCCACCUACAGUUGGUGCUCCAGACCCAGGUCCCAAGAUAACAGAGCCGCAGACUGAAGAAUUUGACAUGUGCUUUGAGAUCCCAGACCCUGGACCCUGCACAGACUUCACUUUCCAGUGGUAUUAUAACCUCAAUUUAAGAGAAUGUCGGGAAUUCUCAUAUGGUGGUUGUCAUGGAAAUGCCAACCGGUUUGCGAGUAAAGAAGAGUGUAAUGAACUGUGUGUUUUGAGGCACGCUGACAAGAGAGACUGCCCCUAUGGCCAAGAGUUUAUGGAAUGUGGUUCUGCAUGUGUGCGCACAUGCGAUGCGCCCAACCCACCAUGUACACUGAAGUGUGUAACACGUUGUCAGUGUCCAUCAGACAGACCUAUACUACAUGAGGGAGAGUGUAUUGCUGAGGAAAAAUGUCCAUCAUCUCCAGUUUGUCUUGGUGGUCAAGUAUUUAAUUCAUGUGGGUCUGCAUGUGCUGCCACGUGUGAAGAACCCAAUCCUUUCUGCACGAAACAGUGCGCGCCGCGCUGCGAGUGCCCACCUGACAGACCUAUACUACAUGAAGGGAAGUGUAUCACACAGAAGUACUGCCCAGCUCCACUAGAAUGCCCACCAGACCAGGUUUAUAUGGAGUGUGGCUCAGCUUGCAACCGUACCUGUGAAGACCCAGACCCAGUGUGCACAUAUCAGUGUGUAGGUCGCUGCCAGUGUCCACCAGAGAAACCUAUACUACACAGAGGAAGGUGCAUUUCCCAAGACUAUUGUCCAGUACAAAAAGAAUGUGAAGGUGGCCAAGAAUUUGUGAGAUGUGGCUCAGCAUGCUUACGUACAUGUGACAAUCCUAAGCCUGUCUGCACACGGGAAUGUGUAGCACAGUGUCAGUGUCCCUCCGACAGACCACUUUGGCAUGAAGGAAGAUGCAUUAGCCUUAGAUAUUGUCCAAUCAAACAAGACUGUCCAUCAGACAUGAUAUUUGAAAGUUGUGGCACUGCCUGUAGUCCAACCUGCAGUGACCCCAAUCCAGUCUGUACACGCCCAUGUGUGGCUGGGUGCCAGUGUCCCCCAGAGAGACCCAUACUUCACCAAGGAAGAUGUAUUACCCAAGAAUACUGCCCAGUGGAACAAGAAUGUCCAGAAGGUCAGGUAUUCACGGAAUGUGGUUCCCCAUCAGCAUGUUUCCGUACGUGUGGUGAGCCCAACCCGGUGUGUUCUCAGGAGUGUGUGGCCAGGUGUCAGUGUCCACCAGAGAAACCUCUGCAGGAGAACGGGAAGUGCAUCAGCCUUGAUGAGUGCCCUAAGCUACCUCAGAAAGUGUGUCAAGGUGAAAUGGUAUUUACAGUCUGUGGUUCAGCAUGUGUCCGUACGUGUGAAGACCCUGACCCAGUGUGCACACUUCAGUGUGUUCCCCAUUGCCAGUGUCCACCAGAGAAACCCGUACUACAUGAGGGGAGGUGCAUUGAAAAAGAAAGAUGUCCAGUCAAAAAAGUGAACACAUUGUCUGGCACUGAUGACAUCUGCAACCUGCCGUCUGCAGUCGGUGAAUGUCGCAUCCCCACAUUAAGAUAUUACUUCAACACCAAGACGCAGCAGUGUGAACCCUUCACUUACGGCAGCUGUGGAGGCAAUGAGAACAAUUUUGUGAACAUUAUAGAUUGUGUGGAGAGGUGUGGUAAAGGUCAAGGUAAAGGUCAAGGUCGACACCAUGACGACAUAGAGACCACCACAUCCACUAGCUACCCUGUUUUCACCACACCACUGGAAGUGACACCACUUCUUGUAGUUGUGGAUGCUGGUGUAGGGACUACUCCAACACCAGAGGUCACCACUGAAGCUAGAAGAGCCUGUCCUAUGUUCACCUGUGACAAGAACUGUUCCUAUGGCUUUGAGAAGAAUAGAGAUGGCUGUCAUGAGUGCCAAUGCUAUGAUCCCUGUCAGAAUGCAGUAUGUCCUGAGAACUUUGAAUGUAAAGUGGAACGUAUGGAAUGUGAGGUAGAACCAUGCCAGCCUCUGGUGGCUAUAUGCAGGCAGAGAAUCAAGCCAGGAGCCUGCCCUGCUUUUGGAGCAGAUCACCCCAGUGAGUGCCAGCAGAUGUGUAACGUGGAUCUGGACUGUGAUGGAGACCACAAGUGCUGCUUUAAUGGAUGUGGCACACAGUGUGUGGCUCCUUAUGAAGAGGUGCCAACCACAGAGGCUCCAGAGUUAGGCUGUGAGACCAGUGACUAUGGCUGCUGCCUAGACAAUGAGACACCAGCCCAGGGGUACAGCCUGCAGGGGUGCCCAGAGGAGGCCCCCAUCAUACUGGAUGUUGGGGAUACAGAAUACACAGUAGAGGCUGGAGGGUCAGUCACCCUGACCUGCACUGCCCAGGGAUCUCCCAUGCCACAGAUCACCUGGUAUAAAAACAGAUUCCCAAUUGUCCCAUAUUUAAUGAGGAGAUACCGAGUCCUCCCAGAUGGUUCUCUGGAUAUUACCAAGGCUAAUGCCUCAGAUUCUACAGGAUUUAUAUGCAGAGCUUACAAUGGUGUGGGACGCUCAGCUCUCAGAGAUUAUACUGUCACUGUCACAAUUCCAGUAACAAUUGCUCCUGGACCCUCUGUGGUCAUUGUGGAACCCCGAGCCUCCGUCUCAUUGCUCUGUGAAGCAUUUGGCAACCCCGCCCCCAAUGUAACCUGGAGUAGGAGAGGAGAGGUUGUCAUCAAUGAUGGCAGAAUCAGCGUGGAUGAGAACAACACUCUGACCAUAGCAGAUGCUUACCCUCAAGAUGAAGGAGACUAUUUGUGUACUGCUGACAAUGGCAUAAGUCUGGUUCAGAGGACAGUUACUUUGAGUUUAGAGCAGGAUGUCUCUGUUCAAGUUCUUGUGCACAAUACCACAUACACUGAGGAUGACACUGUGAACAUAUCAUGCCGAGCACUAGGCUAUCCUGUCCCCAGGCUGGAGUGGCUCAAGGAUGGGCAGGUGCUUCCUGAGGGAGACUUCUUAUUAAGAGUUGACAGAGGAGAUCUGUCCAUUCUUCAAGCUAUCCCCUCAGACAGCGGAAACUACACAUGCAGAGCUUCCAACAAUGUGCAGACUGUCACUGCCACCACAACUAUCACAGUCAAGCCAAAAUUCAUCCCUCCGCCCCCUGGUUGUUUGGACCAGCCAUUCUACGCUGACUGCAGCCUCAUUGUGGAGGCCAAUCUAUGUGAUCACAAGUAUUUCUCAAAGUUCUGUUGCCUCACUUGUCAUCGUGCAGGUCUACUGCCACAGGAACGCUACAAGACAUGACAGGAGAGUGGGGGAAGGAAGGCUCAGUAAUUCAACAGUAUUUGACAAUUGUCAUUUGUACAUGUACAGUCCUGUAGAGUUUUUAAAGAUUUUACCAGGUUUCAUUUUAUUAUAAACCUAAGAAAUGGUGGAGUGAAAAGACAAUUUGUAAUGGUGUUUCAAACAUGAAUUAUUUUAAUAGUUUUUUUUAACUUUUUGGGGUUUGAAUAUAACACAGAUGCCAAUAAUUCAAUGUUUUUAUAUUGAGACCACUUAAUUGUUUUAUUCUGGUGCUCUGGCAAUCCCUCAGUGUCAUAGUAAAUAUUAUAGUUACAGUGUCAAAGUUUAUUAUUUAUUAGGUAGAAGACUUAAGACACUGUUUUGGAAGAAAAAAAUAUUAUUUGGUUAACGAGCAGUAUUUAUCAUUUAGAUGAAUUUAUACCAUGUGAAGAGGAAAUGAGAAUGAUUUUAUUACUAGGAUUAUCUUAGAAUCACAUUUUGGUCAGUUUUAAUUUUUCUGUUUCUAUUUUCAUGUACUGAAGUAUUUCGUGUAUUUUACUAGUGGAAACAGCUCUGCU